Messenger RNA from Talaromyces atroroseus, 5001 nucleotides. Its product is annotated as Helicase swr1. The transcript has a single exon. The record is from RefSeq and is a predicted model, not a curated record. Gene Ontology annotation, molecular function: ATP binding; histone binding; ATP-dependent chromatin remodeler activity. NCBI's taxonomy places the organism in Eukaryota, Fungi, Ascomycota, Eurotiomycetes, Eurotiales, Trichocomaceae. Bases 1 to 5001 code for a protein of 1666 amino acids. Gene Ontology annotation, cellular component: Swr1 complex.
AUGCAAAACGGCACGCCAAACGGGGCUUCACAACAUGACGAGCGCGUAACGCCCAUUCCCACUGAAGACCUUCGCGUUUCGCCUAAACCAGAGCCCGCGGAGACCGUUGUUACCUUGGUACAAGCACCCAGCGAACAAAAGCACGAUGAAAUUGUCGAAGCACAUGUCGAGGGGCCCCCCUCGAAGAAGCGAAAGCUUGCCGAUUCCAAACGCUCAACGCCGAGACCAGUAUCGCCGCCAUGGAAGAAGGCCGGCAUCGAUGGGCCUACUUCCUUUAUGGAAGGAGGCAGGAGGAAAUCGUCGAGAACAAAUGCUAUCCCUUUAGAGAUGCAACCGCCGUCCGCGAUAAGACAGACUCGAGGAAUCCAGAAGGAUUCCGCGACCAAAGCUACAUCCACUCGUCAGACACCCACCGUAUCGUCGCCACUAUCUUUGAAACCAGUUCGAGCAAGUGGUAGGAAAUCAUCUCUUGGGGCAAGGGCAGCAUCAAAUGGCACAGCGAGCAACAUCGAAAGGAGGGAGAGCAAAAGAAAAUCUAGUUCAAGGCUUUCUGUAGGUAGAGGCGCCAAUAUCGAGGCUUCGUUACCUGCGAGCGACUCCGCCAAAGCUCGAAGGAGGUCGCAAAACGCCGCGAAUUUGCAUGGGCGCGUACAGACAACUGUCAACGGCGUUAGCCCAAGGUAUACGCGUCGCAAUGCUUCCAUCUCAACCACGGAAUCGCCGUCUGUUUCUAGGGACCUUAAGAGUCCCAGCCAAAGUGACGCCUAUGAGUUUACUGGAGGCCACAAGCUCCCUCGUAUACGGCUGAAAUUUAAAAAGGGAUCAGUCAGUGUUCAACACCCAGGCCACGUUGUACCGUCAAAGCACUACCCCUCCUUCCGAGAUUGGGUCUACAAUACCGAUGUUUUAGCUGGGGAAAACGUCAUUACGACGACUGAAGAUGCUGAAGAAGAAGCAAUCAAGCGGCUUCGAGUCCUCGAAGCUGGGGAGCCUGGAGGGCUGCUCAGUCCACAAGUCUGUUCCGCCUGUCUUCCCGAACCGCAAGAAGAACCUCCGAUUCAAUAUUCUCAUUACGAUCACCUCGUCGCACAUGCCCUCUACUUUCGCAAGCUUCUCGACCAAGAACACAGACGACAUCGGAACACAGCUCGUCAGCUUGCUUAUUGGUGUGCUGAAGCUUGGAGGAAGCGAAAUAAACGACCGGAGGAUAUUCUACGUGAACAAGAAGAAGAAAUGAAAGCGAAACGCAAACAAGUCAUAAGAGAUCUCCAAAAACAGUUCGAUUUGGUUCGUGCUGAGGUGGACAGAGUUCGCCUAGCCCGGUGGGAAGAAGAAAGAAAGGCAGAAAACCAGCAGGCGUUAAACCAGGCCAUCAAGCAGUCAACAAUGCUAUUUGAGAAACGAAGACAGGAAAUUCUUGGCAUUGGAAGCGACAUGGACGCCUUUAGUGAGGAUAUUGAUGACGACGACAAGGAUUUGGAAGAAGACGAAGACGACGAUGAGGAAGAUGAAGAAACUUCCCUCUCGGAUGCAGACGAAAGCAAUAUGUCUAGUAGCGAAAGUGAUAGCGAAGGCGACAACCUCCCUGACGACGAUGAGGGUCUAACUGCAGAGGAAUUGCGGUUGAAGUAUGCGAACCUUCCGGAUACCACAUUUGCAAAUAACGCCAGCGAUGAUUCUCGUUUGGAUUCAUCGAGUCGCGGCACUCCGUCUGUUGAAGAUGGGCAUACCGAAGGCGACACCUCGGUUGCUCCAUCGAUAACACAUGCAGAUCUUGACGAAGUUGAUCCUGUUAUGUUAGAUGACAGCGAUGAGUCUACGGAUAUGGAGGAUGACUUGGGAGAUUCUGACGAUAUGAGCGAUGAGCAGAGCGACGAUGACGAUGAGAGCACUGCUAGUGAUGACGGUCCAGGGCUUUUUGGUUUCUUUUCUUCCAAAGACCCGCUGUUGGCUAGCGGUAUGAACAACACGGAAGACGAGCAAGAUGAGAAGAAUAAAGGCUCAGUCGAUGAUGCUGAAAACGAAGAUGCAGACGAGGUCACUCUUAUCCCGACAGGCUCUUCGGAAGAGAGCGACCAAGAGGCCAACAAAUUAGGGGGUGCUAAAUCCGAAAGUCAACGAGAUGAAGAAUCUUCUCGUGCUGUAGCAGAAGGAGAGCAGAUGGAUGUUGACAAGCAAGAAUUCCCAACACGAGAUGGAGAAGGUAAUAACGAGUCACGUCACAGCGGCGAUGCCUCCAGCCAAGCUUCUCCAGCCACGGUUGCUACCAAGCCAUCUGAACCCGAAUCUAUGUCAUCGUAUGAAGGUCAAAUGGACAAGCAGUCUGUAACAGACUCACCCACACCCGCCGGACUGAAAACACCAAUCCCUCAUUUGCUCAGAGGAACAUUGCGUGAGUAUCAGCACUAUGGGCUAGACUGGCUAGCCGGACUAUAUACGAAUCACAUCAAUGGUAUAUUAGCGGACGAAAUGGGUCUCGGUAAGACUAUCCAGACGAUUGCUUUACUUGCACACUUGGCUGUAGAGCAUGAAACCUGGGGACCACAUCUAGUCGUCGUCCCGACGAGUGUCAUCCUCAACUGGGAGAUGGAGUUCAAAAAGUGGUGCCCGGGGUUCAAAAUCAUGACCUACUACGGGAACCAGGAGGAAAGAAAGCAAAAGCGGCGAGGCUGGACGGAUGAUAGCAGCUGGGAUGUCCUGAUCACAUCAUAUCAGCUGGUGUUGCAGGAUCAGCAAGUCCUCAAGCGGAGGAAUUGGCACUAUAUGGUCCUUGAUGAGGCCCACAACAUUAAGAACUUUCGGUCUCAAAGGUGGCAAGCUCUACUUACGUUCAGGACGCGCGCGCGUCUUUUGCUUACGGGUACGCCUCUUCAGAACAACCUAACGGAGUUGUGGUCGCUUCUGUUUUUCCUGAUGCCGUCAGAUGAAGACGGAGCUGGUGUAGAAGGGUUUGCAGAUCUGCGGAAUUUUUCAGAAUGGUUCCGACGGCCAGUCGAGCAGAUUCUCGAGCAUGGGCGGGAAACGAUGGACGAGGAGGCGAAACAAAUUGUCUCCAAACUACACACUGUCCUUCGACCGUACCUUCUUCGACGAUUGAAAGCAGACGUCGAGAAACAAAUGCCAGCCAAGUAUGAGCACGUUGUCACCUGCCGACUGUCGAAGCGCCAGCGAUAUCUCUAUGACGGAUUCAUGUCUAGGGCACAAACAAAAGAAACGCUGGCUUCUGGCAAUUACCUUUCCAUCAUCAACUGUCUGAUGCAACUUCGAAAAGUCUGCAACCAUCCAGAUCUUUUUGAAACGCGCCAGAUUUCGACUUCUUUUGCAAUGCCCACUUCAGUGUCAAUUGACUAUGAGAUCAAAAACACCCUUGUCCGACGACGGCUUUUGUAUCAGCAUCCGUUUGACACACUCGAUUUGGAGUUCCUGAACCUAGCACCUAUAUCAAGAGAAGAUCUUUCCACUAGACUAGUCCAAGACAGCAGUCGUAUUAUGGCUUUCGGGCCUCUGAAGACAUUACGUGAACGUCAGUAUAGGCGAACUAAUUGGCAAAUGGGCUUUGAUGGCUCUUCGGUGCGGUCUAUACUAGAUUCAAUGGAAAACGCGGCGCGGAAGAAACGAAUGAAUGAGCUCGAGAGCGCGCUGUAUUUCGAGAGUCAUCGACAUGGUCGACGACCGAUCUGGGGGAAAAGCUUGAUCAAAUUCCUCACGAUCGAACGGCCAUACAAUGGAUUCUCCGCACGCGAUGGCUCAUCUCGUCAGAUCUCAAAGCUUGAUCAGCUCGCGAAUCAGUCGUCGGUGCUAGCUUCGAUGAUUAACUCGAUCCAAGAUCGAGCUCAGAAUAUGGAAGGAUACAUCCAAAGAUUCGGGUGUGUCACUCCGGCAGCCGUCGCAGCGGGGACUACAGAGGCAGCAAUCACGCCUGUAGAAUCGCGGUACUUUGGACCAGAGAUCCGUUACCAAAACUACGAUCCAUUCCAUGAGGCUCAGAUGCGCUUGUCGAUCGCAUUUCCCGACAAAAGAUUGCUACAGUACGACUGCGGAAAGCUGCAGCAAUUGGACAAACUACUCCGUCAGCUUCAAGCCGGUGGCCAUCGUGCGCUGAUCUUCACUCAAAUGACCAAGAUGCUAGACAUCCUAGAGCAAUUCCUAAACAUCCACGGACACCGCUAUCUGCGACUCGACGGCACGACUAAAGUCGAGCAACGGCAGAUGCUUACGGACCGAUUCAACAACGACAACCGCAUCCUUGCAUUCAUCCUAUCUACGCGUUCUGGCGGUCUAGGUAUCAACCUGACGGGCGCGGACAGCGUCAUCUUCUACGACCUCGACUGGAAUCCGGCGAUGGACAAGCAGUGCCAGGAUCGGUGUCACCGAAUUGGGCAAACGCGCGAUGUGCACAUCUACCGGUUUGUAUCGGAGUUUACGAUCGAGUCCAACAUCCUACGCAAGGCGAAUCAGAAGCGGAUGCUGGACGACGUGGUCAUCCAAGAAGGCGCAUUUACGACCGACUACUUUACGCGCGUCAACAAGGCGCGCGCAGAGAUUGACGAAUCGGCGCCCGACGACCAGCAAGACGAGGCUAGUAAAGCGAUGGACCGCGUGCUCGACAAUCGCGGCGGCGGCGUCGGCAUCGCCAUUGGCAGUAACCACCCUAGCAGUCGCGUCUUCGAGCAGGCCGAAGACAAGGAGGACAUUGACGCGGCGAAGAACGCGCAAAAGGAGAUGGAGCAUGCUGACGAUGGCGAUUUUGGCGAUGCCCUUCUUCCGACGACUACGACUACUACGACUAGUCUUGCCGGCGAUGAAUCUGUUGCUGCCGAUGGUGCAAAGAGAGAGCAGAACGAGGAGGACGAGGAGGCGACUGCCGAACCACAUCAUAUUGACGAUUAUCUGGUGCGAUUCAUGGAGUGGAAUGUGCGUGACGAGCCUCUUGUUCUUCCGCCCGACAAGGCCAAGAAGAAGUCAAAACGGGGCAAAGAGCACCGCAUCAGGCGUAGAUAG